AUGGCUACCACUGCUGCUUCUCUGGGCUCCCAUGGAGUUGAGAACGCAAGCCCGCUCUUGGACACUUCAGUGCAGGCGCUCAGCUCCAGUUCUGCCAUCUUCUCCUUUGAGCCCCAUGUCAAAGCACCUUUUUAUGCCAUUCGGCGUCUGUUCGAUCAUCUUCGAGCCAAUCCUGAGAAUGCAUCAUCGCUGAAUGCUGCGUAUCCCAAGCGGGGCAUCUUCAAGACAGCUGCGAUGAACAAUGCCACUUCUGAUCAGAAGUUCACCAUUGAUCUGUCGCCAGCUCGUAACGGACGUAUUCCGGGAUCCUUGCGCGAGAAAUUGGCCGGGGAUGGAUUCAAUGACGUCCUGGACUUCUUUGAAGAGGUCAACAGCACCUAA
This is a messenger RNA of Fusarium tjaetaba, 381 nucleotides long. RefSeq lists its product as uncharacterized. The transcript has a single exon. The coding region runs from base 1 to 381 and encodes 126 amino acids. The record is from RefSeq and is a predicted model, not a curated record. NCBI's taxonomy places the organism in Eukaryota, Fungi, Ascomycota, Sordariomycetes, Hypocreales, Nectriaceae.